CUCUGGCUUGGCGAAUGUAUCUAUUUAAAGAUGGCGACCUCCGUGAUCAAGUUCUUUUCAUUUGUAUUCCACACUUGAAAUUCCUUGGGUUUUUUUAACAUCAUUUUGGGACUUAAGAAAGAGAAAAGAGUAUAAACAUAUUGCUCGAAAGAUGGUGUCUGAACUGAGAUCACGUAAACUGAAAUCUACCGGCGAUAAAGCCUUGAAUUCCGAAGGGAAAAAUAGCAAAGAUGAAGCGGAUGCAAAAUCAGCCGGCAGCAGCAGUUUCAUCCACCGCCUGAUUGAAUGGGACAGGGCGGCCACACUGACAUGCAGCAUCUGUGCUUCAUCCGACUCUGGCUACCUCAGAUAUUUCUUCCAAUUCCUGGAGAUAUCUGGCCAUGGUGUGCCGUGGAUUGCAAUUCCCGUCGCCCUGAUGUGUUACUCUGCCGACCCGUGGCUGCUUGAACUGUUGUUGAAUCUUUUGGCAGGUAUUUUCCUAGAUCUUCUCGUCAGCUUCAUUCUGAAAGCAAUUGUCAGGCGACACCGACCCUCCGUCAACCAGAACGACAUGUUCUUUGCAGUAUCAGUGGACAACAAAUUCUCAUUCCCCUCCGGCCACUGCACACGCGUCGGCAUGCUGGCGUAUUUCUUCAUUGCAAACCUCAAUCUCACAGUGUUCAAAAUGGCACUGUAUUUACUAUGGACUGUAGGCAUUGCUGCAUCUAGACUUUGCUUAGGUCGUCAUUAUGUCACCGAUGUUACUUGUGGGAUACUCAUAGGUCUUUUACAAGGAAUCUUUAUUCAGCAUUAUUGGAUGCCUGUUGAAAAUUUCUACUAUCUGAAGACUUAUUUUACUUAAAUGAAAACAUGGAAUUUUAAAUAACAGAGUAUUAGCUUUUAGUAAGUGUUUUAAAAGCAAAGUACAUGUACAUGUAUUGUAAAGAUAUAAGUGUGCCUAAAUUGAUUUGUAAUUAUGGGCAUAGAUAUGCAUGCUGGAAUUAUAUGUACUGUUUUGACUUGGCUAGAUGCAUACAAUUAUCGUCUGGUUUUAGAGAAAAUAGCUCUGUUAAAAGUACAUAUCGAAAGUCACUUCUUUUUUGAUGCACAAUUUAUUAUUAUUGGUAUCUUUUUGGAUUUCACCACCAGGUAUUGAAGAGAUUAAUGCAUAUUUGUUAUUUCUAUACCAGUUUUUUUUUUAUGAACAAUUUGUGAGACCUCUUCAUCCAUUACUAGAGGAAUGUUGAUCCACUGAUGAUAUAGAGCGGGUGUUGUCAAUUUGAAUGAUGAUCAAAAACUGAUCAGUGUGACUUGAAUAAUUACUAAAUACACUGAAGACACAAUGAAAUACAUGUACAUUGUACAUGCACUGAGUUGGAGAAUGAUUGUUUCCUUAGCCUCUACUAUGUAAUUUGUAUUCAGACUUUUCAGUGAAAUAAAGGACUAUUUUCUCAGCACGUUGCAUA
Molecule: messenger RNA, 1445 nt
Organism: Patiria miniata (bat star)
Lineage: Eukaryota; Metazoa; Echinodermata; Asteroidea; Valvatida; Asterinidae
Product: phospholipid phosphatase 6-like
Exons: 2
Coding region: 152-841 (229 amino acids)
Molecular function (GO): sphingosine-1-phosphate phosphatase activity
Source: RefSeq, a predicted model, not a curated record